AUGACGAAAAGUAAAAGCCGCAAAGGGUCGCUUAAGUCUCCUGGGGCUUCGAUGGUUGCGGAUCAUAGUCUGAAGACGAAGGAACCAACUAGCCCUACCCCAAACUCAACCCAAACUGCUAAAGAUCCCAGCACGAGUCAAAAUCCUCAAGCAAACUUCUCAAAUCUUUUCAAUCAUCCGUUGUGGCCUAAAGUCCAAACAUUACCUAAAGACCUCCAUGUUUUUCUCGAAAUCGACUUUGAAUCAAUGGCUUCAGGGAUAAAGAACUUAAAUUACUACAGGGUCUUGGCUCAUUUCAAUCCCGAAACAAAAUCGCGUCCGACUCAUAACAAGGCCAAGCUGACUCACGACUUUAUGACCGACUUGCGACCACUUCUUGAGCCAUUUUUGAUCAGAACAUCUGUUCCACCAUCUGACACUCUCAAACCCGAUAUUGAUUUCGAUCCGCUCAGUCGUCAUACUACCCGUGCAAUGUUAUGUGACGCCAUCCAUAGCCGUUGCCCAGGUGUUACAAUUCGACAAGACGCCCGAGUCGAUCAAGUCCUGGUACUCUACAAGGCUCAUGUGGAUCCUGAUCUAGUCCUACCUUUUAGUAAGGAGUUCAGUUGCAAGCCCAAGACCCUCGCAGCUGGAAAGGCUCAUAAAAAGACAAUCGAAUUCUUACGAUUUUCACUCCAAUGUCAUGCUCCAUACAUAUUUGUCCACUCUGUUGGUCUAGUACAUCCGGUUCUGGUCGACUUGUACAUAAAAUUUGUUUGUGAGGAGGAUGUUCCCGAAGGACGUGUUAUCUCGGGAUAUCAUUAUUCUCAAGUUUCAGACCUGAUGCCGUCGGUGGAUAUGCAAGAGUGA
Molecule: messenger RNA, 849 nt
Organism: Melampsora larici-populina 98AG31
Lineage: Eukaryota; Fungi; Basidiomycota; Pucciniomycetes; Pucciniales; Melampsoraceae
Exons: 1
Coding region: 1-849 (282 amino acids)
Source: RefSeq, a predicted model, not a curated record